GUUGACUCUGACUUUGCUUCUUUCUCAGAGCAAGCGGCCAGACUGAAAAAGAUGGAAGAGGAAGACAAGAGACAGAAAGCAGAAUUCAGGAAGCGGAUGGAGAAGUUGAUUUCAGAUUUCAUCCAGAGCAGUACACAGAAGAAGAAGAAGUUUGAUCCGAUGAACAAGCUGGAGAGGAGUAUUUUGCACGAUGUGGUUGAAGUGGCUGGGCUGACCUCCUUCUCAUUUGGAGAUGACGAUGAGAGUCGAUACGUAAUGAUCUUUAAAAAGGAGUUUGCUCCAUCAGAUGAGGAGCUGGAGGCCUACCGGAGAGGUGAGGAGUGGGAUCCACUGAAAGCUGAGGAGAAACGGCAGAUUAAGGAGUUGGCUCAGAAAGAAUUGGAGGAAGCCAAAACUCGGCCUUCGAAGGAGACCUGCCCCAACAGCAACUACAAGGAGAAAUACAGCCAUUUAAUUGGCACUGUAGCAGCUAAGGAGGGAGCACACACUCUUCAAGCAAACAAGGCAUAUGGGUGUGUGCCCACAACCAACAAGAGGGACACCCGCUCGAUUGAAGAAGCAAUGAACGAGAUCAGGGCCAAGAAGAAGCUGAAACUGUCGGAUGAAGGAACAGGUGGAUCAAGUGGACAGUAGCUGGGGAUUGAAGCUCAGGUGUGAAUCUCCUUUGGGAGCCGAGACUCCUGUCAGGGUGGGAACCUCCCUGCUCGCUGCUGUUAGAACCGUGCUUUGAUCCUUGGGAUUUGGGGCUGAGACUGCAGUCUGGGACAAUGGGAGGGGAGGGGAGCAGGAUGGAGUUAUGGGGACAUGUAUCUAAACCCAGAAACCUUGGGCUUGGUGCCUAGACCAGGUUUCUGUGAACUGCAAUAAGGGAAGUUUCAUCUCUGCCAUGUUCACCUGGCUGUUCUUUUCCUUGUUUAUCCUCACCUCGCUCCCCAAGCCUGCCAUUAACUAAGUGAACCCUUGCUUAUGGUCAGUGCUGCUGCGGCAGUGGGGGGGUGGGGGCAGCAGACAAAGAUUUUAAUUGUCACUUCUGAGUUGUGAAAUUCUUUGAGGUUUAAGGAAAGCAGCGUCCUGAUGUGGAUGCCUCCAUUGCUUAAACUCAUCAACCACUGAAAUUGCUGCCUCUGGGUGUUGUUAAAUCAACAAAAACUCUGAGCAUUUUGCACCCGCUAUCCCAAAGCUCCAAACUAUACAGCGUCCCCUCUGGGACUCAAUGCUGCCCCUUCCUCUCCUUCUGUUUGUCUACCGCUCAAUCCCACCCCCCCCCCCAGCUUGUGUGAUGAUGUUAAUGAGCUGUGUUGACAGCGAGAGGACUGCUCAUGCCCAAGCCAGGUACCAUCUCUUUCAUUGCCUUGAGAAUCUAACUUGUAACCGUUUUGAAUGGAGUUUUACCUUUUAUCUGCUGUGUUUGAAUGUAAAUUAUCAUCCAUUGAGAUGCUUGGUAUCAGUUAGUUACUGAAAUCAUUUUAUCUUUUCGCAAAUAAACCAUAAUUUCUAACAUU
Rhincodon typus (whale shark) is the source of this 1502-nucleotide messenger RNA. It is a transcript of the gene spag7, whose product is annotated as sperm associated antigen 7. The record is from RefSeq and is a predicted model, not a curated record. Gene Ontology annotation, molecular function: nucleic acid binding. Lineage: Eukaryota; Metazoa; Chordata; Chondrichthyes; Orectolobiformes; Rhincodontidae. Bases 52 to 633 code for a protein of 193 amino acids. The transcript has 6 exons.